Molecule: messenger RNA, 867 nt
Organism: Syzygium oleosum
Lineage: Eukaryota; Viridiplantae; Streptophyta; Magnoliopsida; Myrtales; Myrtaceae
Product: 60S ribosomal protein L13a-2
Exons: 4
Coding region: 51-671 (206 amino acids)
Biological process (GO): negative regulation of translation; translation
Cellular component (GO): ribosome; cytosolic large ribosomal subunit
Molecular function (GO): structural constituent of ribosome; mRNA binding
Source: RefSeq, a predicted model, not a curated record
CACCGCGCGGCAACACAGAGAGAGAGGGAAGAGAGAGAGAGAGGAGAGAGAUGGUGUCGGGGUCGGGGAUAUGCGCGAAGCGGGUGGUGGUGGACGCGAGGCAGCACAUGCUCGGCCGCCUCGCGUCGAUCGUGGCGAAGGAGCUCCUGAACGGCCAGCGGGUGGUGGUGGUCCGGUGCGAGGAGAUCUGCAUGUCCGGCGGCCUCGUGCGCCAGAAGAUGAAGUACCUGCGGUUCCUCCGGAAGCGCAUGAACACCAAGCCCUCCCACGGCCCCAUCCACUUCCGCGCCCCCGCCAAGAUCUUCUGGCGCACCGUCCGCGGAAUGAUUCCGCAUAAGACCAAGAGGGGAGCAGCUGCGCUCGCUCGAUUGAAGGCUUACGAGGGCGUCCCUCCUCCUUAUGACAAGACCAAGAGAAUGGUCAUCCCUGAUGCUCUCAAGGUGUUGAGGCUUCAAAAGGGGCACAAGUACUGUUUGUUGGGCCGCCUGUCUUCUGAAGUGGGAUGGAACCAUUAUGACACCAUCAGGGAGCUGGAGAAGAAGAGAAAGGAGAGGGCUCAAGCCGUCUACGAGCGGAAGAAGCAGUUGACGAAGCUUAGAGUGAAGGCUGAGAAGUCUGCAGAGGAGAAGCUUGGCUCUCAACUCGAAGUCCUUGCCACCGUGAAGUACUAGGAUUCGAGUAUUUAGCUUGGUGAUAGCUGUUCCAAAUUUUGUUGAGAUUGUUUUGGUGAAUUUCCUUGAAACAAUUUAUGCGUCUGAAGACAAGAGGAGUCGGAAAUGUGAUGUUUUGUGCGCCUAUGCUCUGUGUUCUUUUGGUUGAUACUGCUCAUCUCUUAGUAGAUGAACCUCUUUAAAAGAAAACCUUGAA